CUGAUUUCCGUCGUCUUUAAAUACUCUGCCAUUAAUUUGGACCUUGCUGCUAGCUAGCUCGCUAACGUUGGUGUUCUUCAGGCUGAGAAAGUCGUCCCAAAUGGUGGAUUCAUCUUUCUAAAACAUUUAGCUGAUACGGACAUCUUAUCGUCUUUGGCAGUGUUAAGUGGGUGAGUGUGAAGAGUCGUGAAACGAAUAGCAGGCUCUUUGUGCCAAGGGUCUAACCCCCUCCCCUCCACGCUUCAUCGCUUCCGCCCUGCUUGCCGUUGCAGACCACAGUCAUGACGACUCAGAGGGACCCAGACACGGUGAACCUGCGGCUCAUCCUUGUGAGUGGGAAGACCAAAGACUUCACCUUCUCCCCCAACGACUCGGCCACCGACAUCGCCAAGUACGUCUUCGACAACUGGCCCACGGGUUGGGAGGAGGAACAGGUGAGCAGCCCGAACAUCCUUCGGCUGAUCUUUCAGGGCAGAUUCCUCCAUGGCAACGUCACUCUGGGAGCUCUCAAACUUCCCCCGGGCAGAACAACAGUCAUGCAUCUGGUAGCGCGGGAGACACUGCCAGAGCCGAACUCCCAUGGUCAGAGGAACCGGGAGAAGGCCACAGAGAGCAGCUGCUGUCUGCUUUUGUAAAGCACACAACCUCCCCCUCUCCCCCCCCCCGCCCCUUAUCCUGCUCCUCACCCGCAAAUGCCCCCCCCCCCUUCUUCCCCGAUAUGGUCUCGUCAUCCCCUAAGCCUGAGGACGGAAGCUGGAAGCCUGGCUCUUCAUCUCACCCCCCCCCCCAACCAACCUCAACCCCAGGCUAUUCCUGAUGACCCUUAACUUUUGAGGAAGUGCUCCUGGAUGGGGUCAGCAGGAACACAAACAUUUUUAAAAAAUAUUAUUUUGCUUGUCAAACCUACAUUGCACUUGGAGUGGAGGAGAAGCAGGACAGAGCGCUUUGGGGUGCUGGCUGUUCCCUCCAGAGGGCCAGGCUACGCCUCAGCCUCCUGACUUGCGUGCCAAUCAUUGAGGACGAAUCUCUGUUGCCAAAAAGCACCCGGGCUGCCAUUUGGCCAAGUGUCCGUGGGCGUGGGGCGUUGUGACCUAUUGAAGCUCCACGUCGGAGCGGCAGCCGGUGGUCGUGGAGUCCUGGAGGAGCGACGCGUGACUGCGUGGGGCCCGCGCGACCCGGUUCUGCCUCGGCUCUGAGAAACUCUCCGCUUUCCCCGCUCUUGGACUCGGUGCAGAGGUGACGACUGUUAGCUCUCUCACACCCCGGCGCUGACCCUCCACACCCCGUUGUGUUGGAGCUGUUACGAGCGGCGCUUUUGCUGGAGUGACGGGCCUCCGUUCUUUUAUGGGCCUUUUUGGACAUUUUGCUCCCUCUCGCUCUAGCCCCUCCCUCUCGCUUAAGCACCUCCCCCUACAUUCAGCGUUUACUCCAGGGUGGCCCGGCAUGGCCUGAGAACUGUCCCAUCCUGCACAAGGGCAAACUGGCCCUAACUCUCAGCUCUAAUGGCUGCCUCUUCGUUGUUUCACGGUGAUGGGCGUUCCCCGAUUUAAGGUUUUCUUGGGACGGCCGUUUCGGCACCUGUGCGUGGCGCUGCUCUGUGGUGGGUGUCAUCUGGGCAUUAUCCGGGCCCACCUGGACAUUACCUGUGCCCUCCUGGGCAUUACCUGUGCCUGGGCAUUACCAAGGCUGACCUGAAUGCACUUGGGCAUUACCUGGGCCCAUCGGCACCCACCCGUGUCAUCGCCUUCCUGCUGUCGCCGAGGAGACGCACCCUGAAUGACUGCUUCCCCUCAGACCCCGUCUCUGCUUUGUCAGUGUGUUGUCCUUCUGUAAAUGACAUGAGUGGAAGGACUGAUUGUUUCCGCUGCUGUGAGAAUGGCCUUGUGAUGUCACGCCCUGGCGCUCCGCGCGCUUCGUCUGGCACGCACCUGUUACAGCCUGCUGUUCCUUAACCCCGCCCCCUGAUGCGCGUGUUACUAUGAGGGAGAAGGGAAGAUGGACCCGCACCUCAGCUGGAGCCAAUCACGGGGACAGAUGGACGGGGGAGCUGGGGUGGGGGCUGAGGUGGGGGGUGAUGUGAUGUGGGAGCUGUAGGCAGGGGUGGGGGGUGGGGGGUGUGGGGGCGGCCGGCAUCUUCUGUGAGUGACCUUGUGCCAUUUCUUCCUGCUGGAAUCCGGUGAAAGAGGGAGAGACGUGAUUGGAAAAAGGUACCGGGGGGGUUGGGGGUGGGGGGGGUGUGGGAGCGCUGGCUUAGGCGCUCUUAAUCGCCUCACUCUGGAGAGGCAAAGGAAGGUUUGCAUUUUACCUCUUUAAAUGUUUGGAUGCUGUUCUGUCUGGUUUGCUCUUGAUUAAGGAAUUAAUAUUAUUAAUGAUGGAUCUCAAGAAGUUUUAUGCUUAUGUAUUUUUUUUCUUUUUUUUUCCUUUUUAUUUGUACUUAAUUUCUCAUUUCUAUUGUAUGGAAAAACUAAUUUACUGUUAAAGUCGAUAAAAUUGAUUGCUGGGUUGUAUGCAUGUGUGUGUAUGCGAGGGCGAGUGUUGGGUUGGGCAGUGUGGGACCGGAGGGCGGGAAAGGGUAGGGAGGAGUAGUUGGUGGUUUCUGGGAAAUGAUGUUCCACUACAUUCUGCCUUUUAAGUGACCAUCCCUGGGUGUGUUACUGUGUACAGCGGUGUCAAUGCUAUGAACUUGUGCUGAAAAUUAUUUGUUUUAAAAAAAGAAUUAAACCAAUUGUGUGCUUCAAGCUUGUAUCAUAAAUGAAUAAAUCCGUUUCAAAAUGA
Messenger RNA from Anguilla rostrata (American eel), 2775 nucleotides. RefSeq names its product ubiquitin-like 3b (gene ubl3b). Gene Ontology annotation, molecular function: protein binding. The record is from RefSeq and is a predicted model, not a curated record. The coding region runs from base 282 to 635 and encodes 117 amino acids. NCBI's taxonomy places the organism in Eukaryota, Metazoa, Chordata, Actinopteri, Anguilliformes, Anguillidae. The transcript has 6 exons.